CCCUCUCUCUCUUGUCUUACUUCUUUUAGUGCCUCAUUCAAACCUCACAACGUCAGACCUCACAACAGUCAAUCCUCACAACAGCCAAACUCACAACAUCAAACUCAAAACUCUUCAGACCUCACAACGUCAAACCUCCACAUCAACCUCACAACAGUCAAACCUAACAACAGUCGAACCUCGCAACAGCCAAACCUCACGACAAACAGUCAAACCUCACAACAAUCAAAUCUUGCAGCAGUCAAAGCUAACAACAGUCAAACCUCACAUCUAUCAGACCUCACAACAUCUCUCUCUCUCUCUCUCUCUCUCUCCCCUCUCUCUCUCUCUCUCUCUCUUCUCUCUCUCUCUCUCUCUCUCUCCUCUCUCUCUCUCUCUCUCUCU
Cherax quadricarinatus is the source of this 384-nucleotide messenger RNA. The record is from RefSeq and is a predicted model, not a curated record. Lineage: Eukaryota; Metazoa; Arthropoda; Malacostraca; Decapoda; Parastacidae.